UGGUUUUGGUGAUGGUAGGGGGGGUUGGUGGUGAUUAUCGUGGUGGUCGAGGGGCCUUGCCCGUCCGCGCGACGCCUCCACACUCCGCGCGCGGCUCUGACGAAGACGCGUCUCGCCAAGACGACACGAAGCCAUGGCCGUGACGAGAGUCGCUCUUCAGGCCUUGGUCGCGAGCGUCCUCGUGGCGCUGUCCAGUGGCGGUUGCUUCCAUCGACGUGCCGAGACUUACGUCGAUACGCAUGGCCUGGUCCCGGUACUCGUGUCGAGUGGCUGCUUGGACGAGUUUGACGCACUCCGCGAGGACGGCGAGAGGUGGCGAACCAGCGACUGCAUGGCGUGUUCCUGCUCCAGCGGCAUGGUGCGCUGCUGCCAAGUUGCGUUCCGGCCCGUAAUGGGCUUCCCUGCGAGUUGUGAGCCGAUCCUAGACACGAAGAAAUGCGUCUACACGGUGGUGAAGAAGAAGAACCAUAAAGUGAAGUGUCCCCUCUCGGGGCCUCUGGCGGCAGUGGGGAAGUGAACACUGGGCCCGUCAGCCAGCCAGUUCUCCACAAUUCUCACCAACACCAACACCCAAUAACCACUCGCCAUCAAAGCCACAUCCCCCCCCCCGCCUCCCCACCAACACACACAUACCAUAACCGACUCCCAUUCACCAUUCACCAUGACCAUAGCACAUCAACCAACAAUACCACACCAUCAACACCACGCACCAUCGCCAGAUACCACCAGAUUAUCACAUGCUACCAUCACCAUCACAGCCACCCUACCAAGUGUUAGGCGGUGCCUCCCUUGGUGACCACCUCACCCGCAAUCGCCGUGUCCUAGAAUGUCCACGGCCCCUUUGUCCUCCGUUUACUGGGGCCCUGGAUAAUUCUCUUUUGCCACACCUAAGAAUGAGUGCUUGGCACGGUGGUGUCUGUACGGCAACCACCUCGCGCUUGUGUGGGUGGGAGAAGUCCCACAAAUGAAUUACAAUCAGCCGGUUACAAGUUGUAUGUUCCCCUCCCCCCUCCUCUCCCCGAAGCCCAUCGCUCUGAAUUUGGAACGAUUAAUUAAGUGGAAGUUGGAAAGGGAGUAGGAGAGCUUCAUGCCCGGUACUAUCUUGGGUUUAUUCCGCGAGUUUUUGCUGUAGUUGUUGUUGCUGCUGCUCUAUCGCUUGUGUGCUUAUCACGUGCAACGCUUCACAAUCACAUUGUAUGUGCAGUACGUCCGGAGUUUCAGAAGCAGGCAUCGCUCCAGGCGCUGAGGUCGAAAGUCAGGGUUCUACUCUGUAAGUUCAGAAUAUCUGGAGUUGAUUUAAUAUGCAAUCGAAUGUUCUUCAACCAUGAUCGAUCCACUGCUGGAUGAAGCCCUUCCAAGCAGCCAUCUCAGCAUUUAAGUGCUUUAUAUUACAUCGUUUCUGCCUUAUUAAUCUUACAUCGUACUAAUUAGUAAAAUACAUACAACACCAUUGAUGUGUUUGGCUUUUUUUCCUUCUUCUGAAAACUUGUUCCAAUUCUCAUAUUAAAGAAUGUAGCUUUCAUAAUCCAA
Petromyzon marinus (sea lamprey) is the source of this 1530-nucleotide messenger RNA. Lineage: Eukaryota; Metazoa; Chordata; Hyperoartia; Petromyzontiformes; Petromyzontidae. The record is from RefSeq and is a predicted model, not a curated record.